Messenger RNA from Cygnus olor (mute swan), 3029 nucleotides. RefSeq names its product ADP-ribosyltransferase 5 (gene ART5). Gene Ontology annotation, molecular function: NAD+-protein-arginine ADP-ribosyltransferase activity; NAD+ poly-ADP-ribosyltransferase activity. The record is from RefSeq and is a predicted model, not a curated record. Lineage: Eukaryota; Metazoa; Chordata; Aves; Anseriformes; Anatidae. The transcript has 3 exons. The coding region runs from base 1417 to 2301 and encodes 294 amino acids.
GUUUUCUGUUUUGCAGCUCCGGUUUCAGUCCUAGCCCUGCACAGGGCCCCCAGGGCCUGCUGGGCUGGGACACCCACCCGCACGGACACCCGUGGGCAGGGGCACCCACCCGCAAGGACAUCACCGCUGGGAAUGCCACCAGUACAGGGACACCACUGGUACAGGGACACCACCAGUAUGGGGACACCACCGGUACAGGGGCACCACCAGUAUGGGGACACCUCCGGGGGCACCGGGACGGGAGCCUGGGGGCUGCUGUCUGCCUGGCUGGUGGGGAGCAAGGGUAGCUCCGCGGGACCCCACGGGACUGGGGGGUCCCCCUGUGGGGUGCAGCCCUGGGGCUGGCAGGGGGCCCUGUCCCCGUGCUGCGGGCAGGGCUGAGCAGGGGACGAGCAGCGGUUAGGAGCCGUCCCAGGCUGUUUCCCUCCGGCAGCUCCAGCCCCGGUGCCUGCACGGGGAAGGAAGGGGGCGGCGAGCCCUGGUCCUGCUGCUGCCAGCCUCGAGGGAGCAGCAGCAGCGUGGGGCUGGGUGCCAGGAUCCGGCCAGGCCCUGCCUGCAUCGGCAGCCCCGGGAUCGGCCCCUCCGGGUGAUGCUCUCCCCGUCCCAGCCAUGAAUGCACAAAAUGUUGGGGUCAGGCCACGGUGGGUCCUGGGGAUGUGUGGGCUGAGCACUCGCCUCGUGCCUGUGCCGGACAGACGGACACGUGCUGCUCAAGUGCGUUGACAAACAUAUGCAUGGCCUGAGCUAUAGAAGGGCUGGGAGGGAGCUGCAGGAUGGGGGCACCUGGCAUCCCCGGGCUGCCCCUCAUCACCUCGGGGACUACUCCCUGCCUGGCAAAGCCACAGUCCUUCCUGAGCCAGGGGGAUGCGGGGUGACCCUUUAUAGGAUUUUUUUGCAUCUGAUGGCUGCCCUUGUCCCUGAUGGUGAACGGCCCCACACGGGCACGUCCCAGGCUCUCCCUUGUGCAGCGCUCUGAGGCUCCUCCCAAGGCUUCACCAACACCCAUCCCCACAAAGCCGGGGGUGCAAUGGGCCUGAGGACGAUCCCGCGGCUGCGCUGGACAUGGCUGUGCCUCGGGGCCCUGCUGGCAGCCCCCUGGGUGAGUGGGGACCCUGUAGUGCAGCACCCCCAUCCUGCUGCCUUUGGUGCCGGUUCCUUGCCAGCCUGCUGCUUUCACUUUUACUUCUGCGCUUUGCCACCACUGUCCCCGUGCCAGGGCUCGCGGUGGGGUGGGCAUCUCCUCGGCCUCGCAGGCGAAGGAAGGGUUUCUGCCCUGAGCCAUGCAGGUGUUGCUCGCCCUCCCGCUGCUUGCCUCUGCAAAGGUAAUUUCUUGCAUCGCCCCCAGUGCCUGGGGAGCCCCAAGGAGCACGGUGCUCCGGCUCGGGGAGGGGCAGAGACCCACGGCAGGGCAGGGGAAUGCCACGAGGAUGCACGGGCACUUUUAACCCUGUGCAUGGCAUGCGGCACCUGGGGAGGGGGCUCCAGCACCCAGCGUGCACCCCCCAGCCCCGCUCCCUCGCGCAGGCGGGGACCCCCCAGUUCCUGAUGGACAUGAGCCGCGACGCCUUUGAUGACCAGUACGAGGGGUGCACGGAGGCGAUGGAGGCAGCGGGGCCGGCGCUGCUGGAGCAGGAGCAGGCACGGGGCAGGUCCAGGCUCUUUGGCAGGGUCUGGGCACGCGCCGGGGAGCGGUGGCAGCAGGUGAAGGGCUCGCUGGCUGCCCGCCUGCCCCCCGGCUUCAAGGAUGAGUACGGCCAGGCCGUGAUCGCGUACACAGACAACAGCCUGCACUACUUCUUCAACACAGCCAUGAGGGCGGCCGGGCGGUCGCGGGCCACCUACAACGCCAGCUUCCCCUUCAAGGCGCUGCACUUCUACCUGACCAGAGCCCUGCAGCUGCUGCGGGGGCCCUGCGAGGCCACCUACAGGACACCGGUGUACCGGGGCAUCGCCCACACCCGCUACCAGCUGCAGGGCGCCAGCCCCUUCAGGUUCGGCUCCUUCGCCUCCUCCUCCUUCAGGAGGGAGCAGGCAGAGAGCUUUGGGCAGGACACGUUCCUCAGCAUCCGCAGCUGCUUUGGGGUCCCCAUCCACGCCUUCUCCUUGUACACGGAGGAGGAGGAGGUGCUGAUCCCUGGCCAUGAGAUCUUCUGGGUCUUCCCGGACAAGGGCAGUCACCGCUUUGUCCUGCGGAGCGCCAACAGGACCUGCAGCCACUUCAACUGCGCCUUCCUGGGAUACGAGAAGAGCCCGGAGUGCAGGGGUAGCACAGCUGGUGCCAGGCACAGAGAGGAGCUGUGAAGGGCAGCGCCCAGCUGGCGGCCCCGAGGAGAAAAGCCAGCGGCCAUGCAGAGAACGCCUGAACCGCAGUCUGUGGCAGAGCAACCAGGGGCAGUGCACAAGCGGUGUGUGGAGUCCAGCUAGACCCUGUGGCAGAGCAGCCCGGCACGCUGCCUGUGCUGUGCCAUGCCGUGCCGUGCCGUGACAUCGUGGGGACAGCAGCAGUGCCCCCUUGCUGGCCGGGGGAUGCUGCUGCUCUAGGUGGGGAGGACAGUGUCUGGCCAAGGCCUCGCACUGGAGGCUCCUCCUCGUCUCACCACCGCCUCAUGCACCUUUGGGCCCAGUGUCACGUGCCAGGGCUGGUCUGCUGGGGCUCACCCCGGAACGUGCUCACAGCAGGGCUUGGCAGCACCCGGCACCAAGCAGCACCCAGCCCCCAGGACAGGGGAAGGUUUCUACCACUUCCCCAUUAUUUCAUGUUUCUCCAGCUUCAAAAUUUUUAGCAACUUCUCAGCCAGACAAGGCUUGCACCCUCACCUGGACCCAGCCCCAAAACCUUCACAGGUGGUUCCACGUCUCACGAACUGCUGGCAACGAAUGCUCAGACCCGGGCAGGGAUUUGACUACUUGUAGUGGGUUUAUAUGGCAAAGUUUUGGUAGUGGGGGGGCAUAGGGGUGGCUUCUGUGAGUAGAAUCCAGAAGCUGCCCCACGUUAGAUAAAGGCCCAACUGCUGGCCAGAGCCAGUCCA